This is a messenger RNA of Anastrepha obliqua, 1293 nucleotides long. RefSeq lists its product as uncharacterized. Bases 1 to 1293 code for a protein of 430 amino acids. Lineage: Eukaryota; Metazoa; Arthropoda; Insecta; Diptera; Tephritidae. The transcript has 2 exons. The record is from RefSeq and is a predicted model, not a curated record.
AUGGCUGAUGAUAUGGAUCACGACGGCGAUAGCAAUGCUAUAAAUGAGAUCCCUCCGGUUUCACAAGACGAAAUAUUAGAAGAAAUUUCAUAUCUUAAGAUAAAAAAAUCGCCAGGCUACGACCUCAUUACUGCUGAAAUAUUGAAACAGCUCCCGAACAAUAUUAUUGCUGUAUUGACGAAUAUCGUCAACACCACAUUUAAGCUGAAAUAUUUUUCAAUAUAUUGGAAAACAGCGGAAGUCGUUAUGUUCAAUAAGCCAGGUAAAGAUACUCACGAUAAAAUCAUUUUCGUCGCUUUAUGCCUUGGGGUAGCAGUUGCAGCUCUUCCCUUACAGCAGCAACAACACCGCCUAGCCCGCGAUGUAUCCGAAAUUGUAGCAGCCGAACCAGCGAAAGAAUAUCUGCCACCGGCACCUGUGGCUGCUGAAUCUAUGCAAAGCAUCUAUUUGCCACCUGUUGAAUCAGUGGGAGCAGCAGAACCAGUAAUUGAAAUGGAGCCUAAGCCAGUUGUUGCAGAAGAGUCGUCACCAGAUACCCGUGAAGCCAAUGCUGCAGAAGAAGCUGAAGUUGUGGAAGCCGCCACCGAAGCUGUGCCUGAAACAGCCGUGUUUGGUGAGAAUGGCUACGAAUAUCGCACUGUACGCAAGCUUAGACUACGUCAACGUCGUGAUGUCUCCCAUCUGAACCUCGGCUAUCUGCCACCAGUAGCGAAUCCGCGCUUACCAUCCACUUAUUUGCCACCACAAUUGGAUGUACCACAAGAAUUACCACAAUUGAAAAUUUCUAAUGAAUAUUUGCCGCCAGUGAAUGAAGAGUUAGUAUCUGAAGAGCCCACAACUGAAACAGUUGAUACUGAAGCACCGGAAACAGAAGAACCAACCACCGAAGCAUCCCCUACAACAGAAGCAAUGUCCGUAGAGAUAGCUGUUUUUGCUGAUGAUGGUUACCAUUAUAAAAAGCCAGCAGUUUCACCCGAUCUAGGUAUGGAACCUUUGGUAAAAGUGGCUGAACCCGAUACAGCGCCAGAUGUACCAGAAGGGCAUGUAGCCCCAGAAUCACAGCCAGAAGCAGUAGAGGCAGCUGAAGUUGAAUCGGCACUUGAACCCGAACAGCAGCCAGCAGUUGAGCAAACUCCAGAAGAAGAACAAAUAAAUGAAGUUGAGCCAGAACUCGCCUAUCUACCACCACUUGAACCAGGUGUAGUAGAGGCGCAGGGUCCAGGACAGGAAACAUCUGCCCUUCUUGACGAUGGCUAUCAUUACCGUGUUGUGAAGCGCGUCAGAUUUUUCUAG